UGGACGAACAAACAAACAAACAAUAUAGUCAGCAGCAGCUGCUUCAGGAACUAUCGCAAUGUAGCGAAUGCAAUGACAAGAAUAAUGGCAUGUGGACAACAACAACAGUUGAUGACAUUGCAUCAGAGACGAUCAUAUGCAAAGAAGCCAGAGGAGGAUACACGUUCGACAACAGAGAAGUUGACGGAGAAGUUUGAUAUACCAAGAAUCAUCGAUCUCUCGGACGAGCAGUACAAGGUGACCAAGUACCUCAAGAAGGCACAAAAGGCCAUCAAGGAGCGCGAGCUCGCGGAGCCACCCCGCCCCGACAGCAAAUACAAGGGCACGUUCAAGAUGAUAUCAAGCGUGAUCAUCGAGCGCUUCCCCUCGCUCGAGCCACUGCCCACCGAGUAUGAGCAGCUGCACAUGGACCAGGUCGACCGUCUCAACGAGAUCGUCAACCGUGAGCCAAUCUCAAUGGCCGCCAUCCUCGAGGACCUGCCCGAGUUCAGGCCCAAGUCGUCGGCGCUGCAGGACGACGCUGCCAAGAAGGAGGAGGACGCCGUCGAGGAGGACUUUGACAAGUUCGUGCCCGAGUCGCGUCAGACUGAGGACGACCACAACAACAACCGCAAAUCGUUAAACCGUGCGCUGGACAAGUCGCUCUACCUCAUCAUCAAGCGUCGCGAUGGUGAAUGGCAGUUCCCAUCCACCGCCUGGAUCAGUGGCGAGUCGAUGAAGAACGCCGCCGAACGUGCUCUGCGCGAUACCACAGGUACCAAGUGGACCUAUUGGAUUCCAUCACAGGCUCCAUGUGGCGUGCACAAGGAGUAUCUGGAGAAAGAGGAUCAAGAUAUAUUGAAGUCAGAGGGUGUCAAGACAUUCUUCUACCGAUCACAUUACUUUGGAGGCGAUUUGACAUUCAAUGAGAAGUUUGCAAAGGACCAUCUAUGGGUAACAAAGGCAGAGAUGAGCGAGUAUUUCACAGAGGAAUAUAUGAAUCAAUCAUUCAGGCUCAUUUGGGACGAUUGCUACUAUAACUACAUC
This is a messenger RNA of Acytostelium subglobosum LB1, 1026 nucleotides long. RefSeq lists its product as hypothetical. Gene Ontology annotation, cellular component: mitochondrial large ribosomal subunit. The transcript has 2 exons. Lineage: Eukaryota; Evosea; Eumycetozoa; Acytosteliales; Acytosteliaceae. The annotation marks the transcript as partial. Gene Ontology annotation, molecular function: structural constituent of ribosome. The record is from RefSeq and is a predicted model, not a curated record.